UUUCAAGCUAUAAGCAGACAACCUCCGGGCCUUCGUGAAACGGAAGGCUACCACAUUGGAUACAUGAUGGAUUACAGCAUAACGCACUCAACCAAAGCUCUAGUUUUAAUUAAUCUGGGGUGUCGCGGUUGCGUCUUUACCGACAUGUACACUAUCUAUUCCUUAUUUUCCCUAAAGAGUUUUAAACUGCUAUAUAUUUUGAUCAAAGACUUCAGUGCGUGUUCGGAACUUAUUCCAACUGAGACAGGUCAUCGCCUAGUGCGCCUGCCGGUACUUAUGCCGGUUUGCCGGCAGUUGUUGGUGGUUAACUGCACCAUAGUAAACGCUGUCUCCUGUUCCAACCACUUCGACCGCGAUGAGCGUCUAAUAUCUAGCGAUGUCUUACUUUCGAAAAAGCUCGACGUUACGGUUCCUAGGAUGUCGUUUGAUUGUUCAGCUAAUGCCGGCGAAAUCCUGCGAUGCUUCAUGGAUAUUCUAGAGAAUUCUCUGCCACCAGCAGAUUCCAUUAAGCAACGAGUGAAGCAGCAGCAUCAGCUGAUGAUGGAAACGGUACCUUACCCAGAUGGCUGGCUCAAGUUUCGAAAACUGUUAAAGAGGCACACGUUUACACGACCCGUGGAAAAUGAUAAUGAUGCAUUUUGGGAUAAUUUGGAUUUAAGACGUUUCGAGGAUCUGCCGCUUAGCCGCUAUAUUCUGCACUUGAUCAAUUUUAAUAAUGAUUUGCCUCUAGAAGAUGUUCAUCCCUUUUGAAAUUAUUAUGGGAACUACUGUUCACGAAGAUGCACUUUUUAAUAGAAGCACACACCUUACCAUUAACCUUAUCAGUCGCCAAUCUCGCCAUGUGGCUAUAAAUGCCGUUCGAGGUGGUAUCGUACAGAGGGACCGAGCCUCCGAGACACGCUUUGCUUUGUCGUUCGU
Messenger RNA from Paramacrobiotus metropolitanus, 918 nucleotides. RefSeq lists its product as uncharacterized. NCBI's taxonomy places the organism in Eukaryota, Metazoa, Tardigrada, Eutardigrada, Parachela, Macrobiotidae. The transcript is spliced from 2 exons. The coding region runs from base 64 to 750 and encodes 228 amino acids. The record is from RefSeq and is a predicted model, not a curated record.